This is a messenger RNA of Corylus avellana, 1563 nucleotides long. The record is from RefSeq and is a predicted model, not a curated record. NCBI's taxonomy places the organism in Eukaryota, Viridiplantae, Streptophyta, Magnoliopsida, Fagales, Betulaceae.
AUGGAGCAAAUGACAUGGAACUCGAAGAUCCAUUUGUUUACAAGCAUUUUGGAAGCAUGGCAACCAUUGGCAAAUACAAUGCUCAAUCUCGUAGGUCUUAGGCAGAGCAAGGAGGCCAAAGGAUUAUCCAUGGCAGGAUUUUUCAGUUGGCUUAUUUGGCGGUCAGCAUAUUUGACUCGUGUUUUUAAGCUGGAGGAACAGAUUUUAUGUGGCAAUCAACUGGCUUAUACAACCUUGGUGUUUGAUCGUAAGCAGUCAUGGCACGUUUCCUUGGGAUAUGUUGAGCAGAGUGCAAAUGAGUAUGUCGACUGCCUUCAUGGUAUUUUGAACAAGUUGAAGGUUCUUAAUCUCAGCAAUUCCAAAGAUCUCACUAGAGCACCAGACUUCUCACAAGUCCCACAAUUGGAGAUACUAAUACUUGAAGGUUGCACAUGCUUGGUUAAGGUUCAUGAGUCUAUUGGAUGUCUAAAAAAACUUGUUUUAUUGAAUUUCAAGAAUUGCAUGAACCUCAAGGACCUUCCAAGAAGCAUUUUUAACUUAGUAUCUCUUGAAUCUGUUGACUUGUCUGGUUGUUCAGCACUUGAAAAGUUACCAGAGGUAGGGGAGAAUAUUAUGGAUUUAACGAAGCUAAUUAGGGAUGAAACUCCUAUUUAUCAACUACCAUCCUCCUUUGGUGUUUUGAAGAAUCUCAAAUAUUUAUCGUUAGAAGGAUGUAGUCGUCUCACUGAAUUACCAAACUUCUUACAAGCCCCACAUUUGGAGAGACUGGGACUUAAAGGUUGUAUGGGUUUGGUUGAGAUUCAUGAGUCAAUUGGAUAUCUUAGAAGACUUGUUUCAUUGAGUUUAAACAAUUGUAUGAACCUCAAGGACCUUCCAAGAAGCAUUUUCAACUUAGAAUCUCUUGAAUCUUUUGACUUGUCUGGCUGUUCAGCACUUGAAAAAUUACCAGAGGGGAAUAUGAUGGAUUUAACGAAGCUAAUUAGGGAUGAAACUCCUAUUUAUCAACAACCAUCCUCCUUUGGUGUUUUGAAGAAUCUCAAAUAUUUAUCGUUAGAUGGAUGUAGUCGUCUCAUUGAAUUACCAAACUUCUUACAAGCCCCACAUCUGGAGAUACUGGGACUUCAAGGUUGUAUGGGCUUGGUUGAGAUUCAUGAGUCAAUUGGAUAUCUGAGAAGACUUGUUUCAUUGAAUUUAAACAAUUGUAUGAACCUCAAGGACCUUCCAAGAAGCAUUUUUAACUUAGAAUCUCUUGAAUCUUUUGACUUGUCUGGCUGUUCAGCACUUGAAAAAUUACCAGAGGGGAAUAUGAUGGAUUUAACGAAGCUAAUUAGGGAUGAAACUCCUAUUUAUCAACUACCAUCCUCCUUUGGUGUUUUGAAGAAUCUCAAAUAUUUAUCAUUCGAUGGAUGUAGUAGUCUCACUGAAUUACCAAACUUCUUACAAGCCCCACAUUUGGAGAGACUUGGACUUAAAGGUUGUAUGGGCUUGGUUGAGAUUCAUGAGUCAAUUGGAUAUCUGAGAAGACUUCACUUGACAAGUUACCAGAGCAAUUGGGAGCUAUGA